Messenger RNA from Penaeus vannamei (Pacific white shrimp), 891 nucleotides. Lineage: Eukaryota; Metazoa; Arthropoda; Malacostraca; Decapoda; Penaeidae. The record is from RefSeq and is a predicted model, not a curated record.
ACCUAAGAAUUCGGCCAAAUUCAAGACGAAAGAGAUGGUGCAAACGCGAUGAGAAAUUGUAAAUGAAGCCUUUAUUGCGAUAUAUAUUAAGAAAUCCUUUCACGUGAGGACAAAAUGGGUAUCCAAGGCUUACUUCCAUUUCUUAAAAAGGCUUCAAGAGCAGUAAAUCUCCGUGAUUUUAAGGGUCAAACUGUUGCCGUGGAUGCCUACUGCUGGCUACAUAAAGGGGCUUUCUCUUGUGCAGAUAAACUUGUUCGUGGAGAACCAACAGAUGGAUAUGUGUUGUAUGUUAUGAAACAGGUUAACCAGCUCCUGAGCUAUGAUAUUAAGCCAAUCCUAGUCUUCGAUGGAUGUCAUCUUCCAUCAAAAGCCAUAACUGAGAAAAAAAGAAGAGAGAACCGUGAAAAAAAUCGCAAGAAGGCUAAGGAACUCUUACGUGAAGGGAAGGCAAAAGAAGCACGAGAAUGUUUCCAGAGAUGUGUUGACAUCACAUCAGAAAUGGCAGCUGAUACCAUCAGGGCUUGCCGUGCUAGAAAUAUAGAUGUUAUAGUGGCCCCAUAUGAAGCAGACUCACAGCUGGCUUACCUGAAUUUGAGUGGCGUUGCUCAACUUAUUAUAACAGAAGAUUCUGAUCUGAUCCUCUUCGGCUGCAAGAAAGUAUGUGACUGGAAGAAUUAUGAGUUUCCACUUCAGAACUAAGAUCGUACUUGUAACAUAAGGUAGCUUUGAAAUGGCUGGACGUGUAAUAUGAUUGAUAUGUUAUGAUAUGCAUAUGUUUUGAUACCCCAUGCCCAACCCAUACCCUCGCACACUAACAUGGGAGCAAUAUGAGUAUAUUUCAUAACUGAAAUUCAUAAUUAUAACCUAGGUUUCUUGAUGAGUAAUGUCUCC